Rhodofomes roseus is the source of this 3803-nucleotide messenger RNA. RefSeq lists its product as uncharacterized. The transcript has 5 exons. The coding region runs from base 196 to 3663 and encodes 1155 amino acids. The record is from RefSeq and is a predicted model, not a curated record. Lineage: Eukaryota; Fungi; Basidiomycota; Agaricomycetes; Polyporales; Fomitopsidaceae.
GAGCGAAGCCUAGCAACCUCCGUUAGUCCUGUCCGGGCGUCGAGGAAGCUUGAAACUCGACCGUGUCCAUGCCACUCCAGCCCACCGAGCAUCUCUGUACAUUCUGCUCCUUGUUGUCGACCAUCAUCCUGCGUAUCUGACCCAACUUCGCGCGACAUACCACGAGAAAACACGACGAAACGCGUCCAUACCGACAUGCCGAGUUCUUCGCGUCAUACUAGUACGCGCACCGUCAGCCCGCCGCUGACAACUGUGAGCUACUCGAACGCGACCACAGUCGCGCAGCAGAAGUUGAAUGUCGUCACGCGUCUGGCUAUUGAAGGGAAGUCGAAGAAGGGCUGGGAUGGUGCGUCAAUCAAAAUGUACUUGAAGAUUUCCUUACCCCUUGACAGCGUUACCCCGGGAGCGUCAGUCCCUCUGUUCCCAGAGGAGAACCUGAAGGUCCUGGACACACAAGUCCAUCCUCUGGACAACAACUCGGUGCCUUACAACUUCUCCUCAGCCGACUCUCCUCUGUUGCACAAGGCUGCCCGUGCACUUAAUUUGGCAGCUCGAUUGCCGACGCCCUAUGUCUCAUAUUCGGGCAACCUGUCAUCCUCGUCUACGACCAUCCUUCCUCUAGACGCCAAAUAUACGGGGAGUAUCCUUGUCAGCGGAUAUCACAUCUCGUAUAUCGUACCGAGAGAAUUCCCCAGACGAGAGCAAGAGAGCCGUACCAGACGCGGCUCGAAUGUCAUGCACUUCAUGGCAGCUAUUGACCUUUGGGUGCCUUUCUUAUCGAAGCCACCACUAGCACCCUAUCUGCUUGCCAUUCCCGUUCCUCGUUGCUUGUCCAACCAAGUCAGGCUGCACAUCUUUCCUCCCAAUCAAUCGACGGCGUCCUCCUAUGCCUCCUUGUCAUCUGCAGACGAGGACGGUGGUGCAUGGGAGCUUACUGCCGACCCGCAUGUAACCCGCAGCCAGUCAGCGCGUCUGUCCCGAUCCCACUCAUACAACAACUUUGCUGACGACGAAUCAAGCGACGCGUCGACGACGGCAGGGUUCCCCGAAGGAUGCGGUAUCCAGGGUUCAUUUCCGAGUACUGACCGUAUUCGCGUUCGAUGGGCGACACCACCGAAACCUGGCCAGGUACCCGAGACUGCGGACGGCCGUCGCAGAGCUGGGGUCCGGGACGUCAAAGGCGAUAUGCUGUGCACUGUACUCAGGAAGCACAAGGGAAAGGGCAGAGAAGGAGGCUCCGACGGCUUAGUCGUCAAGGUCGACUAUAGUGCGACUUGCAAGGGGGUCUGGUUCCCUGGAGUGGCGACGCUCCUUGGCAUGGACCUCGGUCUCGAGGCCGAUGACUGCGACGUCUCCUGGGCUCCAGAUGAGGAGCCUAGAUGGACUGUAACUGGCGGCGUUGGCUUCACUGGCUUUGCUGUCGGAGGUCCCCCGCAGCCACCAUCACGGCAACCUGUCUCUCGACAAUCUUCGGCCGAGUAUCCACCACCGAUUUAUGUUCUACCGUCAUCACCGAAUGGCAAGCUGGUCAACGGCAAUUCGCACAUUCCAAUCCGGUCGAGCUCUAACAGCUCCACGGCGUCGACGAACUCGAGUUCGCUACUGCGAGCGCCACUUCCCACGCACAACGUCGCCGAGUAUUCGUUCGAGAGCUCAUCAGUGUCGACACCUUCGGGCACUGUGUCCUCGCUGCCAUCUGUGUCUGCGCCCUCGAGCCCGGAGCGCGCCCGCAGACGGCGAUCCUCGUCCAGGCACGGAGCUCACAACGGUACGGACACAGAAAUCGACGAUACGCAGGAUGACAUGCGACCGCCCAGGGCACCGAUCACUGUUCAUCUGAACAUGAACGAACUGUCGCCGCCCCCGAAGAAUGCCUUCACUUUCAGCGUCUCCGGGACCAUCCUCAUCUGUCCCCGCCGAUCGUCGAUGACGCCAGAUUCGCGGCGAUCGUCCCCGGCUUCAUCUGAAGAUGAGCACAACGACGACCCGAUAUCCCUCCCGAUCUUCCGGAUCUUCUCCACCGAUCAGGAGACGACGUCUACGAUCGUUCGGAAUGAAGCACCCCAGGCUUCCGUCCAUGUCUUCACCCGGAACAGCAAGAACCGCGAGGCCAACGUCCGGAGAGCGGUGCUUAUGAAGGGGAACCAAGUCUCUUGUGGGAGCGAGGGCGCGCGCAUCGUUUUUGCCCGUAUAUCCGCUUCAGAACUCCGUGGACGCCGUCCUAGCGAUGAAGGCUCCGAUAUGUCCUACAAUCGUUCGGGCUUCUCGCUUGGGCUGAAGUCCAUGUCGUCUACGUCAAAGCUCAGAGACGUCUCAAUGAUGUCAACCGCCAAACUUCAGCCACAUAGAGACGGUCCGCUCAUGAUACCCUACGUGACUACCACGAUCACUUCCCUAUUGGGAGAAGGCCACGCGUUCAAAAAUGGCUACGCUGUUGAGCUCGCGUUACCAGCGCCGUCGGACGCGGACUCCGAAUGGCUCGAAUUUGGGUUAGCGCUCCCUGGUCCAGUUGCGGUUCCCAAAGCCGACGCUGGCCCCGGCGAUCGCCAGAGCGUAAGCUCACCCCCUCGCGUCGAGAUCGCGAGUGCUAGCGUGGAGGGUGUCCCGGUUCGAUGCCAAACGAGUGCCGCUGUCAAGCCGCAAGCCGGCUUGGUCGGGUUGGGUCUGCCGUUUGAGGAGUCAAGUGGCAAGGACUGGAUCAGCUGGGUCAGCGUUCACGUCGGUCAGAUUGGCGGUGGAAACGUGAAGAUCAUAUACCUUGUCAAAGGCAGCGAAGAAGCCGCGAUUGAUGACGACAAAGCAGAGAAGAAAGGGAAACAGCCACAGCAUUCUCUUCACCCUCUGGAGAUUCUACUUCCGAGUUUCGCCAUGCCCGUAGGUCUGCUGCAGGUCGAUAUACGGGUUCAAGAAGGCUUCAAGCUAUCGUCGUUUGACACAAAUCUCAUGCACCAGCAAACAUCCCCGCAAGGUCUACGUCUCCUGCAUUAUGCUCUGGGCGAGUUCCAUUAUCCUCACCUAUCAAUGCAUGUCGCCCGCAUUGCGUUACCGCAAGAAAAGGCUUCGGCGACAUCCAACACGUUGUGGCACUUUGCUAAGGCUGCUGGUGUACUCCUUGUCUUCGCCAUCAUAUUCUCCUUGGCGACCGACCUUCGACGUGCUACCUCCGAACUUCAAGCCCUGAGGCAGUCCGCCAUUCGCCUUUCUCCCGAUGGCCAUGUCUUGCCCGAGACUAUCACCGUAACGGCCACUGAUCCUGCAGACGACCCAAAGAAAUGGUGGUUCAACCAAGCCGCGACUCAUCCACCCGCUCAUACGUCAAUUGCUCUGGACGACUCCCCUGUUGAGCAAGUCUUUGUUUUGGCCAGUGGGUCACCUCCAGAGCCAUCGACGCACUUAUCUACGCCGACCAGUAUAACCCCAACUCUUCAACCUAAAUCCCUCCAAGCCGCAGAUACAUCCACGACAUACAGCGAAUCAUACUCACUCAUACCUGCACAGUACUUCACACUCUUCUGGUCUUGGCAGCGUCUUCUGCCGUCAAAGCUCAUAGACGCGCAGGUCUCCCAGUCCGCGAAGGAUGCGGCAAGCGCAGUCUUCAGCAGUAUGGGCACUGUCUGGCAACUAUUCCGAAAAAUCAUCCAUUACCCUUUGGACCCUCCAUGAUCUUAUGCGUUGCCCUACUGUUGUUGUGCAUUUGCUGUGUAGUCGUACUGCUCUGUAUCCAUCCAUUACUUAUUAUACUAACUGUAUGCGCUCCAUGCCUUUCAUUCAGUCAUGCGGGCAAUGCUCUAGGAUGAGAGGCC